Messenger RNA from Nomia melanderi (Alkali bee), 5032 nucleotides. RefSeq names its product transglutaminase (gene Tg). Lineage: Eukaryota; Metazoa; Arthropoda; Insecta; Hymenoptera; Halictidae. The record is from RefSeq and is a predicted model, not a curated record. Gene Ontology annotation, biological process: peptide cross-linking. Gene Ontology annotation, molecular function: protein-glutamine gamma-glutamyltransferase activity.
ACGGAAGGUUGACUUCAUUUUAAUAAAAGCAUGUCUUUACUCCUCAGUCCCAAGUUCAAGUCGAAUGCGUCAAUUUUAUUUAAACGCGACUGUCGUCCACUGCACACCGCAUCCAUACAUUAAUAUAUGUUACUCAAACCGAUUGAAUUCCAAGCGACAGUCUGUACCAGGCGCCCUUGAUCGGACAAUUAUUUCCGCGGGAUUCAAGUAUUCAUCGACCGGAUUGAACAGAAGCGCGCAAGGUUGAGAGUAACCACGCGAUACCGAACCAGUCAACGCAUCACUCGAACGCUCUGGUCUCCGAAAGACCGAACCCUGCCGCGGAGUGAGAUGAGAGAUCUAGUACCGCGGUACACGUGCGAAUGUCAGACGCGAGCCGCGCGGACUUGAAGCACCGACAUCGCCGGAAACACCUGUGGCACGAGCUCCGCCGCCUCGCAAGAGUGUAACACGCAAAAUGGGCAAGUGUUGUUCCUGUUUCUCGCGGUUCAGAGCGGUUUUCAGGCCGGAGACCGUGACGGACGGCCCGUCGAAGCCAGCGUGCACCAAGCCGGACUGUUUACCGCGUCCACCCGCCGUUCCGACUUCAGGGGAGGAUUUCAACGUUCCUGUGCUGACGAUCUCGGACGUGGACCCGUGCAUCCCUGAGAACGGGGCGAAUCACAGGACAUGGCGGUACGACUCGAUGACCCGGCAGGAUGACAAGGCUAGGCUCGUCGUCAGACGCGGCCAGGAAUUCUACGUGCACCUCACCCUGUCCAGAGAUUACGAUCCGAGCAUCGAUGGCAUGUCGCUGGUGUUCACGGUGGAUGGCGUGGAGAAACCGCAGUACGGCCACGGGACCUUGGUCGCGACCCCGGUCCUCUAUCCGGGACAAGUCUCCGAAGGCUCCUGGCAAGCCACCAUCGAAGCGACCGCAUCGAAUUUCCUUCGUCUAAAGAUCGUGCCAGCGCCUAACGCGAUCAUAGGCAAGUGGAGGAUGGACAUCGACACGAAGAACAGGAACCUGGACGGGGCAGUCAGCUUCACGAUGAAGGACCCUUUUUACUUGAUCUUCAAUCCGUGGUGCGAAGAGGACGUGGUGUUCCUGGAGGACGAAGACCAACGGCAGGAGUACGUGCUGGCCGAGGACGGGCUGAUCUGGCGUGGAAGUUACAAUCGUCUGAGGCCGACUGUUUGGAAGUAUUCGCAGUUCGAGCGAGACAUACUGGACUGCGCGCUGCACCUGAUGAUCCAAGUCGGGAAAGUCCGAGUGUCCGGCAGGGGCGACCCCGUGGUGAUAUCCAGGAUUUUGUCCGCGGCUGUGAACUCUCCGGAUGACAACGGCGCGGUGAUGGGCAAUUGGUCCGACGACUUUGGGGGUGGUACGCCGCCGACUAAAUGGCUCGGCUCCCAGAAGAUCUUGCAGCAGUACUACAAGACGAAGAAGCCGGUUAAAUAUGGCCAGUGCUGGGUGUUCUCCGGCGUCCUGGCUACCGUCUGCCGCGCCCUAGGACUGCCCUGCCGCGUGGUCACCAAUUACGCCAGCGCGCACGACACUCAGAGCAGUUUGACCGUCGAUUAUUUCGUGGACGCCGAGGGCAGGGUGAUGGAGGAGUUGAACAGCGACUCGAUAUGGAACUUCCACGUUUGGAACGAGGUAUGGAUGAAGCGGCUGGAUUUGUCGCCGGACUGUUCGGGCUGGCAGGCGAUCGACGCGACUCCUCAGGAGCUGAGCGAGGACGCCUACCGUUGCGGUCCGGCUUCCGUCGAAGCUGUGAAGAAGGGCGAGGUCCUGCGACCCUACGACAAUGGUUUCCUCUUCGCGGAGGUGAACGCGGACAAGGUGUUCUGGCGGUACAACGGUCCGACCCAGCCCUUGAAGCUGAUUCGAAAGGACGUGUACGGGAUCGGCCAGUUUAUCAGCACCAAGGCUGUCGGGAGAUGGGCGAGGGAGGACAUCACUCAUACCUACAAGUAUCCUGAAAAGUCGGAGGAAGAGCGGGCUGCCAUGCUGAAGGCGCUACGCCAGAGUCAAUCGUUGUUCAGCCGCUACUACUUGAACGAGGAAUUCAACGACAUCAUGUUCAACUUCGAGCUUCGCGACGACAUCGUGAUCGGUGAACCGUUCAGUGUCGUGUUGCUGAUCAAAAAUCGAAGUAGCUACAACGAAUACCGGGUCUCGGUGAUUUUGAGGGUGGAAACGGUGCUGUACACCGGUCGAGUCGGCGACCCGGUGAAGAGAUUAAACAUCGAUCGGCUGGUGAGGCCCGGAGUUCUCGAGGAGGUGCGGAUGGACGUGUCCUGGGAAGAGUACGGUCUGCGACUGAUGAACCAGUGCGCGUUCAAUAUCGCCUGCUUGGCCACCGUCAAGGACACUAACUUCGAGUACUUCGCGCAGGACGAUUUCCGUGUUAGGAAGCCGGACAUUAAAAUUAUGUUGGAGAACGAUCCGGUGGUCGGCGAGACGUUGAACGCCAGGGCGAGAUUCAAGAACCCUCUACCGAUCCCGUUGAGAAAGUGCAGAUUCCUGAUCGAGGGACCCGGCUUGGACGAGCAGUUGAAGCUGAAACUGUCGGAGCCCGUCGAGGUGGACACCGACGCGGAAUGCUCGUUCUCCAUGGUGCCUAAAUUCGAAGGCCGCGCGACGAUCGCCGCGAAGUUUUACUCGAAGGAGCUGGAGGACGUCGACGGUUUCAUAAAUUUCAUGGUGAAACCGUCGGCAGCCGUGGACGGCGAAUAAGCGGCGUCGGUUCUAAAUGAAAUCGGCGAACGUUGCCGGACGUUCGCGCACGCCGUUCGGCGGAGCUAGCAUUAAGUCAAUAUUUAUUCUCGUAAUCUCGUACAAGAUGGAACGUACAAAGCACGCCCGUCGUCCGGUCCCUGUCGCGGCUACGUCGAGCCGACGAGCGGCAGGCGGUCGCGGCGAACUGUCAGAAACUGGCAGCGGUAACGGAACGAAUGGCAUACCGGUUCGGAACGGGCUUCUGCGUCGAGCCAAUAAAAAAUUCAAUCGGCGGUGAACUACCUGAGCGGCGCGGAUGGCCGAGGACUACCGGCUACACGUGGCAGGCGAUAUUAACGAGCGGCGAUCGGGGACCAGCGCGGCCGGCCGAUUAUUCCGAAUAAGAGAAGGACGGUUAAACAGCGGAUCGAACGAGAGGAGAGGACGGAGGACGGACGCCGCGCAACGAGAGCCGGGCGCAGCGAUGAUGAGCCCUCGCGACGCAUCGCUACUCACGAGCAUGACGCGGGCCAUGCAUCACCAUCUAGGAAAUUAAUGUUGAAAUAUAACGUACAACGAACGACGGGGACGCCGGAGGAGACGAGGCUCGUCCGCGCGUCCGGAGAAGGGACCGUCGAACGGCCGCGAACAACGGGGACACAAUGGGAAACGAGAUCGAGCUCGCGUCGCUCGCGGUCGUAUUGCUACGGACGAUUCUUUCCUGGGCCCCCUUUUUCUUUCUCUCUCUCUCUCCCUCUCUCUCUCUCUCUCUCUGUCUCUCUGUCUGCGACGCGAUCGUCUUCGUUUUACGAUCCCGUGGAAUGCGCGUCCGUGGCACGGAAUCACUUACGGACAAGGUAAUAUUUUUGUAGCGGGUUCCCGUCUCGAUUACGGGGAGGACGAGGGGGAAGGGAAGGCAACGAUAAGCUGGUAGCAAGUGAAGACGAAUACGAGGAUCGUAUACGGGAGAAGAAAAAUGGUAAACGAAAGGUCGGAGCCGAACGAGACGCGCUGGAAGACCGGCGGACGGGGCGAGAGAGAGGGAGAGAGCUUUGAGGAAGAACGAUACAGAAGAUAGCAGUGAGAUAUGUCUAAAUACAUAACCGUGACACGUGAUGGACGUGUUGCGGCCCCUGUCUACAGGGGUCUCGGCGAAGCCUACGGGGCCCGUACCGAUCUCCAUUUGGAUCCACGGGAUCCUGGACUCGGCACCCUGCUACGCGCUAUGCAUCAACACCCAAGAUCCAUCCCAUUAUACCUCAUCAAAAUAACAAACACGCCUUCCAUGCUAAACCAACAUUCUUUUGUUCCCAUCGAAUCCCAGGAUCCAUCAGAAUCACCGCGAACAGUGCGUCAGUGACGUAUAUGUUUUCGUGUAGCCGCCGGCCAUAGGGGGUCCCGCAGGCCCGCAACAAUCCGAGAAGAUACCGUGAAAUAUUGUCCAAUGACGGGAGGUCGAUUGCGUGCCCCGAAACUUCUUUACCGAGGAUUUUCCUCCCUUCUGCGCCUGUUCGGUCCUCCUCGGGUUUCCCCUGGGAUCUCAGCUUUUACGAGUGUUACGCGGUAAACGAUAUUGUUCGUGGUUUAUUAUAUCGUUAGAACUUGGUACCUUCGAAUUGUAUUCCUUGAGAAACCGGAAACGCUUCGCGUAAGCGUGACGUUAGCGUUGGGGAAGAAAAAGGUUUCACCCCCUAACGAGCGUGUCGGUUGCGAGUCGCGCCCCUAGAUGGCGGCACGGUCCUCGAAUGGAGAACACGGUUGGACUUGGGUGUCCUUACGUACCGCGAAACAGGGAUCGCCCGGAGAGUAUCCUCGUUUCCCAUGGAAUCGUACGAUGAUCGAUACUCUGGGAGAACGGAGAAUGUUGGGAGCGUAGGAGCGACUAAUAUAGGUAACAAGUGGUUACGUUCGUAAUUAGCUAGCGCAUAGAUCGUGUACGAUUGUUGCUGGACGCUUGAUUUCAAUUCCACGCGGAAACUCGUCCGCAUUUAACACUAGGACCACCGAGUAGUUGGAGUCAAUUUUCGAAUGGGUCCACUCGAUGCUGGUAGCUCUAAUCGAACAUUCGCAGUUCUAGCUUUGGCGGUUCUAGGUGAAUAGUCCUAGUGCUUCUAAGUUAAAUAAAUUUAGCAGUCCUUUCGAUAGUCUCGUGUCUAACUUUGGCGGUUCUAGUUGAACAGUCCUAGUGCUUCUAAGUUAAAUAAAUUUAGUAGUCCUUAUAGUCUCGCUUCUGGCAGUCCUGGUUCCAGUAGCUCUACUUCCACUGAUUCUAGUCUCGAUAAUUCUAGUUCUAACAGCUGCGACUCCGACAAUUCUACCCCUAGUAGU